Hibiscus syriacus is the source of this 1011-nucleotide messenger RNA. RefSeq names its product alkylated DNA repair protein alkB homolog 8. The record is from RefSeq and is a predicted model, not a curated record. Gene Ontology annotation, biological process: fatty acid metabolic process; DNA damage response. The coding region runs from base 89 to 847 and encodes 252 amino acids. Lineage: Eukaryota; Viridiplantae; Streptophyta; Magnoliopsida; Malvales; Malvaceae. The transcript is spliced from 4 exons. Gene Ontology annotation, cellular component: mitochondrial matrix.
UCCAACUUCAAUGUGGGUAUUGGUAGCAAACAUAGCCCAUAAGAACUAUUAAAGGCGAAGCUGAAGCCCAAUUCAUGGGCAAAGCUUGAUGAAGAUGGAGGAUCAAGUGGAAGUUUUGAGGGAAGUAUUCGGCGAAUCAUCGUCAGACAGUGAAGACCUCGAUCCCCAACUGAACAGCAAGCAAAUCGCAGACCCAAUACCCUCAUGGGAAGAAAUCAAGAAAAUCAAUGGAUUAUGGCUAUGCAGGAACUUUCUGUCUCCUCAACACCAAUCUUCUCUGGUUUCUUCCGUAUUAAAAGAAGGCUGGUUCAACGAAGAUUCUCACAAUCAGGCCAUGAGAUUUGGGGAUCUCCCAGCAUGGGCUAUUGAGCUUUCUAGCUCUAUACGUGAAGCCAUCCUCGUUGGGGAUCAUGUAUCUGAAUCCAUAGACUUGGUUACCUCUAAUGGGGGCACCGAACCCUGUUUGUUACCGUCGAAUUUAUUGUGGAGAGAACCUCUGUUUGAUCAACUUAUUGUGAAUGUAUACCAUCCAGGUGAGGGAAUCUGUGCUCAUGUUGACCUUAUGCGAUUUGAAGAUGGAAUUGCCAUUGUGUCACUAGAGUCAUCAUGUGUGAUGCACUUCACCCGUGUCGAAGAAGGAGGCUCUGACAUUAAUAAGCAUGGUGAAAAGCAUCCAAUCCCUGUUCUCUUGACUCCGGGUUCUCUGGUUCUAAUGUCGGGUGAAGCUCGGUAUCAAUGGAAACACGAGAUAAACCGCAAGCCGGGGUUUCAGAUAUGGGAAGCGCAGGAACUGGUUCAGGAGAGGAGAAUUUCCAUAACCUUGAGAAAGCUGUGCCAGGUCGACUAGCUUGCCAUGAAGAACACUUGCUAUAUCUUUUAUGUUAUUUGGUUUUAGUUCAGCUUCAUAGAUCCCUCAUGAAAAUGGUCGAUAAUGGAGACAAUUCCCCUACUCGGGUUCUAUGCUCGGGGAAUAUUAUAUAGUAGCAGUGUUCAUCAGAAGAACUUGGAAUA